AGCGGGAGGAUUUCCUCCUGUCAUUACGCACAGCGCGCACUUCAGGCGGGAGAUAAAACUUUGGCGAGGCGCGUUCACAGACCGUCUGUACAGUCUGUGGUUCUGCCUUUAGCUGUCUACUAUAGACCAGUGCGAAGACUACGCGAAAAACUGAUGGGAUCCUGACCGGUACAGGCACACAAAAGACAAAACUGAAAGCUUCAGUUAAAGAGAAGAGCAGAGAGAAGCGAUGGAGAUGGAGGCGAUCACGACAGAGCCAGACAGUGGAGAGGGAACAAGUGAACCCAAAGCCAAGACUGAAGAAGAAGCAGAGACAGACCUCUACUCCAAACUGAAUAGCCCUUCUGAGGACCUGUAUGCCGAAGCCAAGUAUCUCUCUGAUCCUUCAAAGAAAAAAAAAGUGGUGCAGGGUGCGUGGCUCUGGAAAGGAGGGUGUGUCUGCCUCGGCGCUCUCUGUCUGAUCUUGCUCCUCGUGGUCAUUGUACUGGCGCUGAAACGCCAACAAGAGCGUCCCUGUGAAGUGAAUAUACCAAAACCACCAUUCGUGAACAAGCCACCGUUUUCUCGCCAACUCUCUGUGAAUGGGACCACAUGUGUUACAGGUUGUCAGAGCUCUGUGUGUGAUGACGGCUGGUUGUACUCGAGUCGCUACUGUUUUCUGUUCUCGCCGGAGAGAAAAACAUGGGAGGACAGCCGCCAGUUCUGUGAGAAAAAGGGAGGGAUGCUGGCAGUGAUCACCAACCCGGACCUGCAGACUUUUCUGACUAAGAAUGCGGCGGUGCAGUACUGGAUCGGCCUGAGCUACAAGGAUGGGCGCUGGUCUUGGGUCAACGGUCAGGAUCUCGAAGGAAAUUUCUGGUUGGACUCUAACCCUGGAACAGGCAACUGUGCGAUGUUGUUUGGUGUUAGAAAUAAUAAAACUGAGAAUAACUGGGGCAAGAAUCUCUGCACACGCCCCAAGUACUGCAUCUGUCAAAAGCCAAUGAAGGACUAAUUUUAAAGCUAAAGGUCAAUACGCACUUUGAUAACUUUCUAUUUUUCUCAAAAUUAGUCAGGAAAGUCUAGGGAAGUGCUGUUAGAGAUUAGUGAUUCUAGUUAGCAGCAGGAGUAGCUUCAGCAGAAAAAGCAGCAGCAGCAGCAGCAGUAGUUGUAGUAGUAGUAGUAGUAGUAGUAGUAGUAGUAGUAGUAGUAGUAGUAGUAGUAGUAGUAAUAGUAGACCUAGUUUAAUCCUUGUUUUGGUUCUCAUUUGGAUUGGAUUAAAACCUUUAGGACCUGGCUCAGAACUGGUUUUACCUCAGUGUAGUCCUUGUUUAGACCUGCAGUCAUUUAUAGACAGUCCUUAUUGAUUUAAAUUUGCACAGUGUAACUUUUCUGGUGGAGGGUUUGCCAUUUGCUUGUGUCCACAGAGAAAGUGAAAGCCGAAAGUUCCACAAUAUGGCUUUAAACUUCUGCAUGUCAGUUGAGAGGGUGACUCCACCAAGCCAAAUUACAGGCAUUACAAAUUACAGGUAGAGAGGCGAGCCUGUCACAGUAAGUAUGCAUAGGUAACUUUAAUGCCAUAUUGUGGGGAAUUCCAGGCAAAGCAAUAACAUUUCCACAGAAACAAGAAGGUGACAGAACCUUCAGCAGAAAAGUUACAUAGUGCAUCUUUAAUGGUGAAACAUUAACAUUGUGUGUGUUGGAUUUUUUUUUUAACUUCAAACAGGUUUAAAGCAGAAGUAGUGGUGCCAAGUAAUGAGUUCAGCAGAAAUUGAUGGUGUAAUAUUUCAAAUGGAGGACAGGGAGGAACUGAUAGAUUUCUGUUUGAAAUGUGGUUAAGUUGCAUUGUAACUUGCCUACUUAUUAAAGUCUGUGUUUAAGAAUUUAUUAAUUUGAAACAACCAUUUUGAACUGCAUACUCAAAAUAGUUUAGGUUCAUGUGGAUAGGACCAGUAAUGACAAAGUUAAUGGGUAACACUCUAUUUUAGGGUAACAUCGAACUACCUGCUGAUUAACAUAGUUUUAGAUGGUUAAUUUGUCAUUAUUUAGCAGAGGUCAGACUUGAGUCACUAUUUUUAGGACUUGAGACUUGACUUGAUAAAAUUAACUAAGACUUGGGUCUUGACUUGGACUUGAAGCUCAGUGACUUGGGGCUUGACUCGGACUUGAGGCCUGUAACUUGAGCAGACUUGAUGCUUCUCCUAAAAAUAUAUGAAAAUAUUUUUCUCUUUACAGUUGAUAGAUACGGUGAUUUAUUUUACAGGAACAAACUGGAACAUGUCCGUCCCACUUUUUUAUUUGUUACUUUGGAUGGAACUGAAGUACUGUGAUACUUAAAAGUACUACAGUAAUAUAAAGUAAUAUACAGUACAACACAGUGAAACAGAGGGAAAUACAAAGAACAUGAUCCUUUAAUUUCAGUGCAGACACACAACAAAAUAACUGUUAUUAAACACUUUUAAAUCUGAAUUCUCAGAUCAAGACAAUUAAAAAGGAAAAAUGUCAAUUUCCAAAUCUUAUAUAAAUACUCAUAUAUAAUAUACACCAUGACUUUUUAAGUACAAUUUAGUUUAAAAUUCAUAUAAAUUGCAAAAAUUUAAGCUAUAUUUGGUAAUUUGGUUAAAAGAAAUGAAAUGACUUGAAGCUCAAAGCAGGCGACUUGGACUUGACUUGGACUUAUGGGCCAGUGACUCGAGACUCCACUUGGACUUGCCUGUCUUCAACUUGGAACUUGAGUCGGACUUGAGGUAAAAGAUUUGAGACUUACUUGAGACUUGCAAAACAACGAUCUGGUCCCACCUCUGUCAAUUAGUAUUAUUCAGUCUUUAUUAAUGUCUAAUUCCCCAUAAACUUAUUCUGCUAUUAGUUAUUAGUUAGGUGCUAUUAGUUGCAAUUUGUUUGACAUUUACAAACACUUUCCUAUUAAUACACUCCUUAUUACUGCUUAUUAAUUAUUGGUAUGAUACUAGAUCAUUUUUGUCCAUGAAUUAUGAUUCUAAUAAGCUUUUGGUAAUAAGCGUGUUCUUAAGGACUAGUAGCACAAGAAAUGUAGUUUUUACUUAUUUGCACUUAAUAAAUUUGGCUUAGUCUUCUGUAAUAAAACACUCUCUGUUAGGUGAACUAUGAAUCACACAUCAAACACGUCAUAAUACAUGAAUUAAGUGUGAAGAAGAAACCACUUUAGAAUAGGGACCAUAUUUCAUUUGUCUCAAACUAGUCAUUUAUUAGCUACGAUCAAAACAUCACUUUAGAAUGGGGAACAUAUUGAGAGCUUCAUGACUUAAUUCAUGGCUAGUUAAAGUCUAUUAACACCUAACAGAGUGUGUACCCUAAAAUAAAGUGUUACCAUUAAAGUUAUGGAUGGAGAUAUUGACUAUAAAAAGGUCAAAACAUCUGCAGUUUAAAUCUUUAGCAACAAGCUCCACAGAAUUCCUACCUGUCCUCUACGUUAAAUAAAAUGUAACCUGUGUAUACUGUAUAUUUGUAUUACAAUGCAGCUUUGUUCAUUUUUACAUUUGCUUUUAUUUGAAUAGAAACCUGCCGUUUAUAAAACCACUGAGCUUACUGUAUCCGCAAAGAUUCACACGUUUGUAUCAAGAGUUUUAUUCUUAAAUAAAAAGUCCAUGACACCAA
Molecule: messenger RNA, 3612 nt
Organism: Boleophthalmus pectinirostris (great blue-spotted mudskipper)
Lineage: Eukaryota; Metazoa; Chordata; Actinopteri; Gobiiformes; Gobiidae
Exons: 8
Coding region: 230-994 (254 amino acids)
Source: RefSeq, a predicted model, not a curated record